AACUUGGAUUCACGUUCUGUCUUAUUUUUCAUAGUAGUUGACGACACGAACGGACUAUACCCCCCUCUUCCUGCCCCUCCGUUCGGGUUUCGUUCGGUUCGGAUCGGAUUCGGAGCGCAAUACAAAACGCUGUUGCAUAAGGGUAAUUCCUUCCCCCAGAGUGUAGUGCCAAAUAAUUGUCACAAUGUCGAAAGCAACGGCUGUUCAUUGGUUUAGAAAGGGUCUUCGUCUACAUGACAAUCCUGCCUUAGUUGCCGCAUUGAAAUCUGAGAUUGAAUUGCGUCCAGUUUACAUAUUUGAUCCAUGGUACGAGAAAAAUGUCCUGUGUGGUCCUAAUCGCUGGCGGUUUCUUCAUCAAAGUCUCACUGACUUAGAUAAAAGUUUACGAGACAUUGGGUCCAGACUAUUUGUAUUCCGUGGAACACCUGAGGAAGUAUUCACAUCUCUUUUUUCUGAAUGGAAAGUCCAACGCCUGACAUUUGAAAUUGAUAUUGAACCAUAUGCUCUUGAAAGAGAUGAACAAAUUAUUAAAAUUGCUCGUCAAGAGGAUGUUGAGGUCAUUCAGAAGAUCUCUCAUACCCUAUACAAUACAGAAUUGGUUCUUAAGGCUAACAUGGAUAAACCUCCUUUAACUUAUCAGAAGUUGGUUUCUCUGCUGCAGUCGUUAGGGGAACCUCCAGAAGCUGUUGCCGCUCCCAAAGAGCUGCUCUCUGAGCAACGUGUCUCAUCAAAAUUAUUAGAUUCUCAUGAUUAUGACAUCCCAACAUUAGAGGAUCUGGGUGUUGAUCAGAGUCAACUUGGACCCUGCUUGUUUCCUGGUGGUGAAACAGAAGGCUUGGCACGUUUGGGACGAUGCUUGGAAAGAAAAGAGUGGAUCAGUACUUUUGAGAAGCCCAAGACUAUCCCCAACAGCCUAUCACCAAGUACAACUGUGCUCAGUCCAUAUAUAAGAUUUGGUUGUGUAUCAUCUCGUUUAACAUACCAUAAAAUAAAUGAGAUUUUGAAGGUGUACAAGAAACAUUCAAAGCCCCCGGUGUCUCUCAUCGGACAGAUGUAUUGGCGGGAAUUCUACUAUGUUGUUGCCUCAGCAACACCAAAUUUUGACAAGAUGAUUGGCAACAAAGUGUGUUGUGCUGUACCUUGGGAUGAAAAUCCAGAAUUUGUUGAAAAAUGGGCUCAGGCACAAACAGGGUAUCCAUUCAUAGAUGCGUGCAUGCGCCAGUUACGUCAAGAAGGUUGGAUCCAUCAUCUUGCAAGGCAUGCUGUUGCAUGUUUCCUGACUCGAGGAGACCUGUAUCAGUCAUGGGAAGUUGGACAGAAAGUAUUUGAAGAGCUCCUCUUAGACGCUGAUUGGGCUUUAAAUGCUGGAAACUGGAUGUGGAUGUCGGCGUCAGCAUUUUAUCAUCAGUUUUAUCGUGUAUACAGUCCUGUUGCUUUUGGUAAAAAGACAGAUGUUCUUGGACAGUACAUAAGGAAAUAUGUACCAGAGGUGGCAAAACUUCCAACUGAGUACUUGUAUGAACCCUGGAAGGCAUCUUUAGCUGUUCAAAAGGGAGCUAAAUGUGUUCUGGGGAAAGAUUAUCCACACCGCAUCAUAAUACAUGAGGAUGUUUACAAGAAUAACAUUGGACGCCUUUCUGCUGCGUACAAAGCUAACAAAUUGUUAGCUCAAGAAACUCUCGAUGAAGAUGAUGCUUCCUCAUCCUCUUCUCCCCCCCCUAAAAGGAAGAAAGGGGCCAAGAAGUAAUAGCACAGAAGAAGAUCCCACUCCAAUGAAUGAGGAAAAUGGUGAGCAAUGGACCACAAAACAGUAUUUAGAAAAUACAAAUGUAGACAUUUUAAUAUAAUAUUAAUUAACUUACAUCUUGAUAUGCAUGGAAACUAUUGGUAGUAAGCUGGCACAUGUCAAAAUUAACAAAUUUAUACACCAUGUAUUUUUACUCUCAACAAAGAUUGCUGAUAUAAUAGAAUUGUAGAAUUUUGUAUUAGAGACAAAUUAAGAGUUCCUAGAUCAUCUGUAAUAGGUUAUCAGAUAAUGGUAGUACAAACUGGGUAAACUGAAAAGUACAAUCCUUCAAUAAUCAAAGGCAUUUACAUUUAA
This is a messenger RNA of Frankliniella occidentalis (western flower thrips), 2101 nucleotides long. RefSeq names its product cryptochrome-2. NCBI's taxonomy places the organism in Eukaryota, Metazoa, Arthropoda, Insecta, Thysanoptera, Thripidae. The transcript has 11 exons. Gene Ontology annotation, cellular component: cytoplasm; nucleus. The record is from RefSeq and is a predicted model, not a curated record. Gene Ontology annotation, molecular function: FAD binding; DNA binding. The coding region runs from base 185 to 1747 and encodes 520 amino acids. Gene Ontology annotation, biological process: circadian regulation of gene expression; entrainment of circadian clock by photoperiod.